Molecule: messenger RNA, 1153 nt
Organism: Melitaea cinxia (Glanville fritillary)
Lineage: Eukaryota; Metazoa; Arthropoda; Insecta; Lepidoptera; Nymphalidae
Product: opioid-binding protein/cell adhesion molecule homolog
Exons: 9
Coding region: 1-1107 (368 amino acids)
Cellular component (GO): neuron projection
Source: RefSeq, a predicted model, not a curated record
AUGUGUAAAUACAGUUUUCGUAUUGUUACAGACGAGCCGGGCUUCAGUGGGCCCAUAGAAAACGUCACGGCGCCUCUAGGCCGGGAGGCAAUAUUAGCGUGCACAGUACACAACCUCUCCACAUACAAGGUUGCGUGGCUCAGGGUUGAUACGCAGACGAUACUAACAAUUCACACGCACGUUAUAUCUCGAAGUAGAAGAGUAGGGGUCACCCACAGCGAUCAGAGGACCUGGUUCCUUCACAUUCGGGAGCUGCGGGAGACAGACAGGGGGUGGUACAUGUGUCAGAUCAAUACUGAUCCGAUGAAGAGUCAGAUUGGAUACCUAGACAUCGUUGUGCCUCCCGAUAUCCUGGACCGAGGUACGAGCGCUGAUCAAACGGUGCGGGAAGGGGCGUCAAUCAGUCUGACAUGUGCGGCCACCGGCUCACCACACCCUCAGAUCACUUGGCGAAGGGAACAUUCCAAGCCCAUUAUUAUUUCUGAUGCGAUGCAAGUUUCAUCACUUGAAGGACCAGUGUUAAAUAUAAGUCGAGUGAAUAGACAACACGCUGGCGCCUAUUUGUGCAUCGCUUCUAACGGAGUCCCGCCGACAGUGAGCAAAAGAAUAAUGCUAACAGUUGAAUUUCCGCCAGUAAUUGUGAUAAGAAAUCAACUGGUGGGCGCGUCGUUGGGUACAGACCUAGUUCUAGAAUGCGAAACAGAGGCCUACCCGAAACCAGUCAGCUACUGGAGUCGAGAUAACGGUGAACUUGUUCCUAUAGGCGGUGGUCUGGAACCGCAAAAGAUUGCUGGCUCGUUCCGGUCCGUAUUGAGGCUACCUAUACGAAGAGUAACGAACUCGGACUACGGAACAUAUAAAUGCGUCUCAAAGAACUCAUUGGGGGACACUGAAGGAACCAUAAAGCUAUAUCCCAUGCAGUCACCAGCGAUGGAAAACAGGAAUGUUAUCCAAAAGCUAAAUAUAGUAGCGGGAAAGACGUCUGAAAGUACCCCAUUUGGCGCACAAGAUUUCAGGCUACAGGACUACAACAGGGGCGAGUUGAGCUGUCUUUGUUACAGUACGAUGUUAUUAUUUGUUUUUAUAAUUAACGUUGUAAUAUUAUAAACAUAAUAUUCAUUGUUUGGAUUUUGAAUAGAAUUGCAAUACUAUU